Messenger RNA from Raphanus sativus (radish), 977 nucleotides. RefSeq names its product DNA polymerase II subunit B3-1. The transcript has 4 exons. Gene Ontology annotation, cellular component: nucleus. Gene Ontology annotation, biological process: regulation of DNA-templated transcription. Gene Ontology annotation, molecular function: protein heterodimerization activity. Bases 54 to 665 code for a protein of 203 amino acids. The record is from RefSeq and is a predicted model, not a curated record. Lineage: Eukaryota; Viridiplantae; Streptophyta; Magnoliopsida; Brassicales; Brassicaceae.
CCUAUGGUUUAUACGAGGCUCAAAUAAAUAAGCCCAUGUAAGAAUCCACCGAUAUGGCACUCGGCUUUGUUCUUCAGGCAAACAGUUGUGAAACAAUGGUGUCGUCGAAGAAGGCGAAGAGCGAUGGCGUCGUCGAUAAAGGCAACGGUCUCAACAACACACGCGGCUCCGGCUCCGGGUCCAAAACGAAGAAUAAGAAGAAGGCGCCAAACAAGGCGGACCUAAAGGAUUAUGUUGCGAGGAAGGAGACGGAGGAGGAGGUUCGUGACGAGAUCUCGGAAUCUUCUUCGAGCAGCGAAGAAGCGAGACGCGAUGAGGAGACCAAGGAAAGAAGCAACGGCGUCGUUUCGGAAGAGGCGAAGAUGAUUAGGUUCCCGAUGACUCGGAUUCGGAGGAUCAUGAGAAGCGAUAACUCUGCUCCUCAGAUCAUGCAGGACGCUGUGUUUCUUGUCAAUAAAGCUACGGAAUUGUUCAUUGAGAGGUUUUCUGAAGAAGCUUAUGGAAGUUCUGUCAAGGACAAGAAGAAAUUCAUCCACUACAAACAUCUAUCUUCUGUAGUGAGUAACGAGGAGAGAUAUGAGUUCCUUACAGAUUGUGUUCCUGAGAAACUAAAAGCAGAGGUGGCGUUGGAGGAAUGGGAAAGAAGCAUGGCAGAUGUAGGCUGAGAUAAAACCAGUUGGAACCGACCUGAACAAUUUGGGAACUUGUGUCAUGUCCUGGUCAAUUGGUUUCAUCUGCCCAAUCUACUACACCUUCCUUUACAAUCCCUAAUGAGAUUGCACAUAGUUCAUUUCUAGAAUGUACUACCUUUUCUUAUUUUUGUUAAUUUGAGUUUAUAAGAGUUUCCGGAACUAUAAUGUUUUGCUUUCUUAGGAAUUAUAAAGGUUGUGUAGCCAUACUGCGAAAGCAUUAUUCCUGUCUGGACAGUGAUGUAUACACAUCAUAAAUUUUUAUUAGUUCCAUUUGAUCAUAAAUUU